GACAUAGCCUUUCAUCACACCUGGAGAGGACUUCCUCCUCUUCAUCAGUCAAGAAAUCACGGCACUUCAGAUCCGGCGAAUUACACAGCACAUUGGCCGUCGGGCCCAUAAGUCUGGCUGGCAUACAGUGUAAGCGACGGCUGCGGGACUUUCUUGAUACACUAGACUUGAUCUCGAAAAAGCCCAACACGACCACGUGUUUUCGCAUAUCGUGCAUCUCGUUAUUUACAAAACCCCGCAGAUAUGUUUAUUCAGACCUUACCUAAAGUCUAUAUGAGCCCCGACGCCAUCCACAAGGCAAAGACCCAUCUGUGCAGUGCUCCAAUGACGACUACCUGAGAUGACAUGGCGUCCAUCACGAACACUGACCCCAAUGACCCCAGUCUGUCAGGGCAUGACCACUUAUGCUCCGUCCGGCGCCCAGUCGAGGCCUCAAGCACCAAGCCGACGCGCAUCAGGGACAACGCGACUGUGGUCUUCGUGCCUCAGUUUGGACAAACCAAAAGAGAACAAGAACUUCAGCUUUCCUACGUCAAGUCUUAUGCUGCUAGACUCGGCCAUUCAAAGCGCAAAGCCCGAAAGUCGACACAUGCACAAGAGCCAGCCACGGGCAAUGAGGUCCCGUAGACUAUCGCCGCUGGCACUUCGAAGUUUGGAGCAUACCUAUCAGAUUGUGUGGCCAGGAAACUUCCCCACAAUCAGGGGUCCGGCACUGCGCUCCUUGAUCCAGUUGUGGAGACGCACAACUGUACAAUCGGACCUGGCUUUCCAUACGCACGUUGCACAGGCGGCCAGCGUGUGCUACUUGCUGUCCACAGAUCCUGAGACCAAGGACAAUCUGAUGAAAGUUCGAAUCAAUCAUCAAUAUACCUCGACCAAGUUGGUCAGGGAAACCAUUGCAGCUCUGUCCGGACCUGCAUCAGAUGAUUUGAUCGAAAGCAUCCUGCGACUCGCAGCCAAUGGCGUGAACAUCAUCGAAACGCCAAUUGUAACUAAAUAUCCUGAGUCGCCUAUGAUGGAAUGCAUGCGCCACCCAAAGCUGUAUGGCCGUUUUGAGCCCGCCAUGCCGCAUUUUUUCGUUCUGCGUCAUCUCGUCGAGACAAGAGGUGGUCUGGACGCACUGGCUCCAGCCACCUCUCAGCCACUCCAAGUGUGCAGCCUUGCGAUGGCGAGCGUACACGGUGUUCGUCCGCUCUUUGAACCCUUACGUACCUACCGAUAUAUGUCGGACAAUUUGCGAUUCAACUUCGACCAGGAAGCAAAGCAGCUCCUGUUGGCCUUGGGCGAAGGUUGGCUUGAAAUGCAGGAGAGUCAACCACUGGUCUACAGACUCGGGCGACGAGCCGCUUUGUUGACCGCAGCCCUUGAACAGACUAUGCGUGCGGCACCAGGACACCUAUCAUACGCUGAAAUCUGCGUGUCAGCAUUCAUGCUCCAGCAUGACCUCUGCGUCACGAACCCUUCGUCAAGCUUUGGUGAGGCCGCCGCAGAGAGUGGAGAUGAGGUUUCCGAUAUAUGCAGACUGGGUUUGCAUAUAUACUUCGAGGUAGUGCUAUUUACGGCAGUCGGAGUGUAUGCUGCAAAGCCCAGACUUGCGACUGAAAUGCAGGUGGCGUUGACUCGAAUUCAAAACAGGGAAGAUACGAGUCAGUACUCCAAACUUAUCCUGUGGGCUGUUUUCAUGGGUGCUGUUGCGGCCGAAGACGAUCCCAAGCUUCGAGAUUGGUACUUGGUUCGGUUCGAUCAGCUAGUCAUCCAACAAGACCUGGGUUGGCUUGCAUUGAAGCGGAAGUUGACUGGGUAUCUUUGGUGGGAUUUCACUUUCGAGAAACGGACCAGAGAUAUUUGGAGGGAUGCAUGCGACAAGACAAUCGACGGAGGGCGCUGAUCGAGCUUGCUUGAGACGCAUGCCAACAUGAAACUGCUCGACUUGAAGAUACCAGUCAUUUUGCGCUGCUGUUUGGGAAAUAAUCUCGCCGGAAUGUAAUCAGUCCCUAAAGGCAGGAGUCGACAACCAUUUUACGAAAAGAGACCCAUCAGAGCCGAGGCAAGGAAUUUG
Molecule: messenger RNA, 2059 nt
Organism: Exophiala viscosa
Lineage: Eukaryota; Fungi; Ascomycota; Eurotiomycetes; Chaetothyriales; Herpotrichiellaceae
Exons: 3
Coding region: 341-1888 (515 amino acids)
Source: RefSeq, a predicted model, not a curated record